ACAAACCUGAAAAUAGAAUGAGACCGACGAUUGUUUAAGAACCUGAUGAACAACCUCGCCAUUGUGUGCUUGCCCUUUUCUUCCCCAACCAGUCUAUCAUUUUCAAGAUGAUGCAAUAACCAAUAUUCUAAUUGUCAUUUCCAAUCGCUGUUAAAACAGCCGGCUCUUCACUAUGCGAGUCAGUUUGUCUUCUUCUCUAGCACUUUCUAGUCUUUCCACCGACAGAGCUACUAUAUAACUAGAUCCUUCCUUGUUGCAAGCUUCAUCUUGUUCGCAGAUUUCUCAGAAGAACAAAUUUAACAAGAAAUGGGUCAAAAUAUAGCAAAUUACCCGCUUCUUUCCUAUAUCCUCUACCGUCUGGAACCCAACUCUUAUCCACCACUGUCGCCAGACGUACUAGAAAAUCUGAGCACCCGGUUUCCUAGUUUGUCCAAUCCAAGAGUCCUUUCUUCCCUAUCCCAAUCCAUCCCCAACACCGUUACCCAGACCCACUUCCUCCUCCGCUCCCUCGGCCCACGUCCUGACCCAGCGGCGGUAUCCUCGGCGCGAUCCAAGAUUCCGCAGUUACAAGAAAUGGGUUCAUCCCCAAAUCAAGUGGAGAAGGAGACUGAGAUAUACAACGUGGUGGUGCGGUUGGAAGAGUUGCACGAGGAGUACGAGAAGCAGUUGAGGGAUGUUGAAGAGAGGUUGGCUUUGGUUUAUGGGUCUGUCGUAAAAGAGAUUGAUGAGAGUGAGGUAAAUGAGGAAGUCGUUAGGAUAUUGAAAGAGGCAGAGAGUGGAGUUGUGGAAAGAGUUGCCCUGUCUGGGCGUCAAUUGAAGUUUCUUCCGGAGGAUUUUGGGAAGCUUCAUGGCUUAACUUCUCUCGACUUUUCUCACAAUGAGUUAAAGAUUAUUCCUGAUGCAAUUGCAGGACUUCAGAAACUUGAGGAACUUGAUGUUUCUUCAAACCUUCUGGAGUCUCUGCCCGACUCUAUUGGAUUGUUGCUGAAUUUGAGGGUCCUGAAUGUGUCUGGAAACAAGCUAAAUGCUCUUCCUGAAAGUAUUAGCCAUUGCAGUUCACUGGUGGUGUUAGAUGCAAGCUUUAACAACUUGACUUGUUUGCCAGCAAAUAUUGGGUAUGGACUACCUAAUCUAGAAAGGCUUUCAAUUCAGCUGAAUAACAUUCGUUCUCUUCCUUCAUCUCUCUGUGAAAUGAGGUCACUGAGGUAUCUAGAUGUUCACUUCAAUAAGCUUCAUCAGCUGCCACGCGCGAUAGGUAGAUUGACAAACCUGGAGGUUCUGAAUCUAAGCAGUAAUUUCAGUGACUUGACAGAGCUCCCAGAAACACUAGGCGAUCUAUCUAACCUCAGGGAGCUUGACCUGAGCAACAACCAAAUCCGAGCUCUUCCUGACACAUUCUAUCGGCUUGGAAAACUAAGAAAGCUCAACUUGGAUCAGAACCCGCUAGUAAUUCCCACAAUAGAGGUUGGUAAUGAAGGGGCUGAAGCUGUGAGAGAGUUCAUGGCAAAGAGAUGGGUCCAGAUCAUAGAGGAAGAACAAGAGAAAAGCAUGGUCCAAGCGAGCGAGCAACAGGCUCAGACGGGAUGGCUUGCAUGGGGAAACUCCUUGCUGACAAACUUUGGCACUGGAAUUUCUGAAAGCAUUGGAGGCUAUCUGGGGGGAGGAAAGGCCCCUAGGGAUCCAUAUCUAGAUCAACAACUAUGAUCCUGUGUCUCUGUUGAUCUUUCUUUGUGUUAAACUUUCAGUACGUUUCGUGCAUAUUUCCUGGAUUAUACACUUCCCAUCUGCAAGAUAGCGAUCAAAAUACACUAGUCCAGUUGAGAUAUUGUCUGCUGGUCUUCUCUGUUGUAAUGAAUGUGGUAUUGGACCUGGUCAUGAACUCUUAGGCUGUGUCUGCAUGUUUGGUGUGUGGAUAUCUUUGUAUUAAUAUAUGAAAUGGGUUUGGGUAGUGAAAAGGUGAUAUUUAGAGGAUAGUGAGAGGUGCCAUUUUGUAGUGCUACUACUAGUCAGUUUCUUUAUUCACAAUCACUAGAAUGACAAAUUUGCCCUCCAACACAUUCACCUUUGUAAAUUUAGUACUUGAUAUUUUUGGUCUUUACAUGGAUAGAAAUAAAAUGGUGGAGUCUUUACAGGGA
Carica papaya (papaya) is the source of this 2135-nucleotide messenger RNA. It is a transcript of the gene PIRL2, whose product is annotated as plant intracellular ras group-related LRR 2. NCBI's taxonomy places the organism in Eukaryota, Viridiplantae, Streptophyta, Magnoliopsida, Brassicales, Caricaceae. Gene Ontology annotation, molecular function: protein binding. Gene Ontology annotation, cellular component: cytoplasm. The record is from RefSeq and is a predicted model, not a curated record.